UUGGCUCUUGAAUAUUUAUCAGGUUGCGCUCGUGAACUUCCAAUAGUAAAGGCAUGGCUCAUGAAUAUUAAGAAGCAAGCCUUUCCCAUAGUAUUGCCCAUCCAGGACAUACAUGUUGUCAAAGUAUUACUGUCUCAAUCACGAAAAUGGCACCCAACAGGAAAAACAGCCUUCCUAACGCAACUCUCCUUUUAAAACGAAAGGCUUCAUAAAUUGAAGUGUUUAUGCACGAGAUUUUGGAUCUAAAGGACUCGAAUUCAAGGGAUAAAUCAGGUUUGGGGUAGUAUCGCGUGCUGUCUUUGGGAAGUUAAAUUGAAGAAAUUACUCUUGGUAUGGAUUUUAUACUGUACAAUUUAGGCUAAAACGUAAUUUUUGUAGUCUUAAUGUGUGGCAUUGGUAUUGUACAUUCGUGUAUUAGUGUACUGUGCAUCACCAUGACAGAAGCUGUAGUCAUAAUAACCUAGAUAAAGACAACUACCGCUGCGCUUUAUCAUAUCAUAUGCACAUGGUAUGGAAUAGUUAUUCGCUUUCAGUGGAUGGCAGCAGAAGCAUGGGAUGAUGGAAAGUUCUGUACAGCUUCAGUUAAAUGUCUAACUAGUCAUCAGGAAUGACGAGAGGGAUGCGCUCAUCACUGGAUGUGGAGUACAGUCCGGUGGGUGAGAGCUUCAGCAUGCAGGAGUUCUGGCUCUAUGUGUGUCUGCGCAGGGUCUCUGUGGUCGCCGCGCACAUAAUUUCAUUUGGUCUGGCUAUUCUCACAUCCAUACUGUCCAGACCAGGAACAAGUCUUUUCUCUUGGCAUCCCGUCUGCAUGUCACUUGGGUUUGGCCUGUGCAUGACAGAGGGCAUCCUUCUCUUCUCUGCUGAGGGCAGUCCGCUCUGCUUUAAAUCCCGUAAAUGGAAGGUCCGUCUGCACUGGUUCUUCCAGGCCUUGCUGCUGGUGUUUGGAGCUACAGGCUUCAGCUUCAUGGUGGCCAGCAAGAAUGUAUCAGAGCAUUCUCACUUUACCUCCUGGCACAGUCUACUGGGAGUUGGUACAAUGGCUGCUACUGUGCUACAGGCGAUCUGUGGCAUCUUUCUUCUGUUUCCCACACUUAUCAGCACCCAAUCGUUUCCACGGUUGAGACUGUACCAUCGCACCUGUGGCCUGGUGGCCUACCUGCUGGCCACCAUCACUAUCAUGUCAGCCAUGUUUACAGACUGGUUUCAGGCCACGGUGAAAGGAACAAUGUGGUACAUCUUCCUACUGCUUCCACUGUUUCCUGCCUUGGUGGUGAUGAACCAAAUUACUAAUGCCUUCCUGCCCAAAAAGAAGAUUACUAGCUGAAAACUAAAGCCUCAAUUUAGGGCUCUGAACUUGAACAGAGAUUAGACCACUGAACGGUAAAGCACUACUUUGAGGAACUGAUGAAAUUUGAUUUCUUUAAAGUGCGUUUUCCUAUUUAAAUUCAAGUGUGUCACUUAUUCAAUGUUAAAUAAUGUCAAUGUCAGAGACAAUUUUAAGGAAACCAUUUACAGGAUGAUUUACACAAAAAGUGGUUGUAUCAAAACAUUGUUUGUUUGAACCAAUGGCUUGUGUUUGGGAAAGGACCCCAACUAUUGGCAUAUGUGGGAAAACCUAUUAUUUUCAUUAUUUUUAUUAAUGAAAAUAAACAAUAUUAGUAGUAGGGCUGUCGAUUUAACACGUUAAUUUAGUGCAAUUAUAUAAAAAAUAACAUGUAAAAAAAAAAAUAUGCAAUUAAUCAUGCCUCCUGUACCGUAGGUAAACUCAGUAAUUAAAGUAUGUAUUUUCCAACCAUUAGAGCAAUAUAAAGGAAUAGUUCAUCCAAAAAUGAAGUGUGUAUGACUUUCUUUCUUAAGCAGAACA
This is a messenger RNA of Myxocyprinus asiaticus (Chinese sucker), 1864 nucleotides long. RefSeq names its product probable transmembrane reductase CYB561D1. The transcript has 4 exons. The record is from RefSeq and is a predicted model, not a curated record. Bases 608 to 1324 code for a protein of 238 amino acids. NCBI's taxonomy places the organism in Eukaryota, Metazoa, Chordata, Actinopteri, Cypriniformes, Catostomidae. Gene Ontology annotation, molecular function: transmembrane monodehydroascorbate reductase activity.